CCGUGCCCCCGUGCCCCUGCAGCACCAGAGCGCCUCUUGAAUUAAGCUUCACCGGUCCGACCAGCCUUCACCAUCCCAUCAGUCACAGACUCACAGUCCUGUGCUCAGCGCCGAAUCGUGGGCAACCUUCCUAAUGAUCAGCAUAUGCAGCGAUCCCCUCUCCUCUCCUCUCCUCUCCUCUCAUCUCUAGUUUGGUGUCACCAGGUUCGUUUGUACUCUGAGCUGCCUGCUCCUGCUCUUCUCAUCUGUUCUCGGGCGUCCUGGAACAGCUGCAUUGUAUCGCACUGCGAGCGAGGUAUGAGCAUGCGACCAGUUCUGUAUUUUAAGCCCACACAUUUUUGCUGCACCGCGCAGCGUAAGCAAUUCGAGCCAUGUCGUUUCAGAACCUCUCGCAUCUUAGGAAGAUCCAGAUCUGUCUCGUUGCAGCUCUGCUCGCCAUUCUCUACUUCAUAUAUGCAACCAACGACUCGACGACUUUUGGCAGUGGAAAGUCAGUACCAGUAUUCUCGUCGCCGCCGAGCCCAUCAGGAUCAGCCGCCCCAGAGGACGAAUACGUAGCCUUCUGCGUCGCGCAUCGCAAUCAACGCAGUGACCUUGCCGAGUUUUUCAAACAUCAUUACCAUCAUCAUGGCAUACGCAGAUUCUACAUCAUGGAUGACCAGUCCAGUCCACCCCUCUCGAGUUUUGUCGAGGACUGGGGCGUCCCACGGUCGAUGCUCUCGUUCCAAUAUUACGAUAAGCAAGCACAACAUAAAGACAAAGUGAUGCAAACCCACAUUUACAGCGAGUGUGUGAGGUUGUACGGAUCGCAGCAUACAUGGAUGGCAUUUGUAGAUGCGGAUGAGUUUUUCGAAGCCCGUAAGGAGGGCGAGACUCUUACUUCUAUCUUACGCGAAUUCGGGGAGCAGGAGGAGGUUGGAGCCUUGGGGGUGAACUGGCGCUUGCAUUCGUCUGCGAACCUCACGAAGAGGCCGGAUUCGAUGCGCAAGGGCUUUACGAGCUGUGUGGGAGACCCGGAAGUCCUGCCACUUGACCAACUCCCCGACUACAAAGACAAUCGACUCAUUAAAUCGAUUGUCAGAACAGCCCUGUACGAGAAGCCCCUGAGCCCGCAUAUGUUCAAGACAAAGAAUGGGACACGUACCGUGGGCGAGCAUGGCGAUAAAAUCGAAGAUGGAGAUGGGAUCAGGCAGCCGAUCACAAGAGAUCGGAUUGCAUUGCAUCAUUAUACGUUAAAGAGUAGGGAGCAGUUUGAGGAGAAGACGAAGAGUUGGUCGAUGAAGGGUUGGGAGUAUUGGGACCACAUUGAAGGCUUGCCUCAAAUACAUUGCGAGGAAAUGACGAAGUAUGACCCUUAGAUGUCUUCAGACGGCAUGGCACUUGGAUAGUAUAUAUAUUUGGACAUUGGAGUUUUGUUAUUGCCUACCUUUUGGAGGAGAAGGGGAUUCUGGUCGCGUAUCAGUGGAUGAUUGAGCUUUGCUCCUAGAUUUCUUCAGCAUUGUACAGUGCUGGGUUCUGCAUUUGGGGGAUAUUGAGUCAUUGGCUUCAGUUGUCUGAGCUGGAACCUUUCUGGAAACUAAAUCAUAGACUGAUGAAAGAAUUUAAUGAUACCAACCAAACCGGUUCAUUACU
This is a messenger RNA of Cadophora gregata, 1632 nucleotides long. RefSeq lists its product as uncharacterized. The coding region runs from base 372 to 1358 and encodes 328 amino acids. The transcript has a single exon. Lineage: Eukaryota; Fungi; Ascomycota; Leotiomycetes; Helotiales; Ploettnerulaceae. The record is from RefSeq and is a predicted model, not a curated record.